AUGGUUUUACUCCACACACAGCAGACGAUCAAGUCCUUUUACAGUACUUUCGAGGUUCGUUGUGGGCUUUCCUUCCUUGUCUGUUCUAGCUUGUGUUUAAGUGUUGGCAAAGUUGCUCCGGCUGCUGUAUGGGCAUUCGAUUAUUGUUUGACUUUUGAACAUGAAGUUCGUCUGUUCAGCAGCAUGGGCUGUCGGAGCAUCGCGCACGCCAUGUUUAUCAUAACUAGAUAUGUUCCCAUAGCAUGGAUUACGAGUGAAAUAUACGUCACUCUUGGGCCACAAUCAGUGGAAACAUGCCUGACAACGUAUCGGACUGCUGGGGGUGCCCUGGUUCUCAUCAUGACGGCUACCGAAGGUCUGCUUCUUAUGCGUACACUUGCCUUAUGGCAUCAUAGCAAGAAGAUCAAACGAUUUUUAUUGGCAAGUUACUUGCUUGUUGCUAUCUCAAUGCUUACUUGCGCGGUGUCUCCGAAUUUCGAAAGCGUAUGCGCACCUACAUCAACUCAGAGCUCAGUAGAGGAGGCUACGAGAGUGGAACAGCUGAUUAUGGGCAUGUUCGUGAGCGCAGCGCUUUUUGAACUCACGGUGGUUAUUGCUACAACGUAUCACUCUUUAACAUUGCGCUCUGCUGGCAUAGGUACCAUCAAUAAACUGGUGUCGAAAUUGUGGAGGGGAAGUUUGCUAUAUGCGCUGUCGCUCUUUGCAAUCUCGAUUGCGAACAUUGUUUCUUUUUCUUUACCGGUCUCAAGCGGGCAGAGCGGUAUCAUUGAUGUGUUUCAAGGUGUCCUGCAUGGUGUUAUGGCUUCACGUAUUCUUUUUGAUUUGCGUGAUGCAGACCGGAGUGAAGAAGAUAAUUUUCAACUCACCUCAUAUGUGCCCUAUUCUGAUUUACAGUUUGCAUCGCACAACAUACCCAUGACUGCCUUGACUGCCUUACAUAACGAAAGCAAUGUAUGA
Messenger RNA from Suillus subalutaceus, 957 nucleotides. RefSeq lists its product as uncharacterized. The record is from RefSeq and is a predicted model, not a curated record. The coding region runs from base 1 to 957 and encodes 318 amino acids. The transcript has 12 exons. NCBI's taxonomy places the organism in Eukaryota, Fungi, Basidiomycota, Agaricomycetes, Boletales, Suillaceae.